Messenger RNA from Racocetra persica, 249 nucleotides. NCBI's taxonomy places the organism in Eukaryota, Fungi, Glomeromycota, Glomeromycetes, Diversisporales, Gigasporaceae. The record is from the annotation of a GenBank genome assembly.
UUUACUAAAAUGGAACUUUUUCCCGGACACAUCGCAUCUUUAAUCCCAGUUCUUCGAGAAACUACUAACAUUCACUCUAUCGACCUAACAAGUUAUAAUUCCUACAUAUUUGCGAAGGAAAGUGGAAAUAUUGCCUUAACACAUCUAAACUUCUCAAAUAACAUGCUUGACAAUUGUGCCGUUAGCCCAAAUGCUUUGCACAAACACCACUCUUCUCUCAUUAAACCUAAACAACAACAAACUUGGUGA